Molecule: messenger RNA, 1967 nt
Organism: Exaiptasia diaphana
Lineage: Eukaryota; Metazoa; Cnidaria; Anthozoa; Actiniaria; Aiptasiidae
Product: iduronate 2-sulfatase
Exons: 6
Coding region: 107-1666 (519 amino acids)
Molecular function (GO): iduronate-2-sulfatase activity
Source: RefSeq, a predicted model, not a curated record
GUCACCCUGUGGUUUGACUUCUCUUGCUCAGUCCUACUCUGUCCUAAGUAUUUAGUUUUGUUGAAGCCAUGAAUUAACUGAAAAACAGUUAUUCAAAAGAAACGAAAUGCGUACAGUGAAGAGUAUUAUUUACCGCUUUCUUCCAUUUCUAAUCGUUGCGACGUCAGAAGCCAAAAAGAAUGUCUUAUUGAUCAUAGCUGAUGACCUUCGUCCAGCUCUCGACUGUUAUGACGACAAGAUAGCUAAAACUCCACAUCUAGAUGAACUAGCAAAUCGUUCCAUGUUAUUCUCGACGGCUGCUGCUCAACAAGCUCUCUGUGCCCCGAGUCGCACUUCAUUUCUGACCAGUAGAAGACCAGAUACUACUAAGAUAUAUGCUAAUAAAGGGGCAUUUUACUGGCGUGACAAGAGGAAUUUCACUACCCUUCCACAAUAUUUCAAACAAUCGGGAUAUAUAACUGCAUCUGUCGGGAAAGUCUUCCAUAGUGGUCAAGUGUCGAAUGGAACGUAUGACUACCCCUAUAGCUGGUCACUACCUCCAUUCAUCCCUUCAACACUCAAAUACUCCAAUACGAAGGUUUGCCCUACUCGCGAUGGUUCCUUACAUACUAAUAUAUACUGUCCAGUAGAUGUCUCCAGGCAACCAGAAGGRACCCUYCCAGAUAUUCAAAACACACAUUUUGCACUUCAACUUCUCAAAAGUUUCUCUUCUCAAGAGGAAAAAAAGCCCUUCUUUCUUGCAGUUGGUUUUUACAAGCCGCACAUUCCACUGAGAUUUCCUAAAGAGUUCCUUAAAUUAUAUCCAUUGACUACYAUCCCUAUCGCUCGGGAUCCGUUUUUGCCUCUAAACCUCCCGUCUGUAGCGUAUGAGCCGUGGACAGACCUGAGAUGGCGGGACGAUAUAGCAGCGUUAAAUCUYAGCUUCCCUUACGGKCCAAUGCCRWCAUUGUACGCUAAAAAGAUACGACAAGGCUACUAUGCUUCUACAUCGUACAUUGACAGCCUUAUAGGGGAUCUUCUUCAAGGGAUUGAAACCUAUGGUUUGAAAGAAAACACCGUUAUAGUAGUAACAGGGGAUCAUGGUUGGGCUCUGGGCGAGCAUGAUGAAUGGUGCAAGUAUAGCAAUUUCCGUGUUGCGACGAACGUGCCGUUAAUAGUUCACGUGCCUAAUCUAACGGACAAGAAACGCGCUACGAAAUCUAGUGGACUUGUGGAGUUAGUUGACUUAAUGCCUUCUUUGGCUGAUAUUUGUGGACUAGAGAAAGUAGAGCGAUGUCCCAGAGAGUCAAGUAAUGUUGUCAYGUGUACAGAAGGGUUGAGUUUCUAUCCASUUAUAAAASACCCGACGAAGUCAUGGAAGAAAGCAGUUUUUAGUCAGUAUCCAAGACCUUCCGUCMAACCAGCCAUGAAUACAUGUCCUCUCAACCAACAUGAUAUUACUAUUAUGGGAUAUUCCAUGCAAACAUCCGAUGGCUAUCGCUACACAGAAUGGAUUGAGUUURAAAACUUUUCUGCAAACUGGACGAACAUUUAUGSCAAAGAGCUCUAUUUAGACACAAAGGAAAACACGAACGUUGCAUACUCACCAAAAUAUAACGAACUAACUGAAUUAUUAUCAAAGCAACUACGUGCUGGAUGGAUUGGGGCUCUGCCAACGAUCUUAUGAUUACCAGAUWCACUUGUUWUSUAGCRAGGGACAACACARGGUAGCAAUCCUAAUUCAACAUGAAWAUAUAGGCAGAAAACUUCAAGACGUAGUUUCAAGAUUUUUAAUUGUUGUAUGGAUAUUGGCAUUGGUUAUGCUUAAUGUGUCUUUUUGUUUCCGUAGUUAGUGCCCCUUGUCUAGCGAGUAGUUUCUCAAUAAGAAACUCCAAGUGUCUGUUUUGUCUCCUUCAAAAGGUUUCUCGUUUGCUUUGUUACUUUACUUUGAAAAUCAUGCAAUAAACACGAUACGAUAUUUUUUUAAA